Messenger RNA from Dryobates pubescens (Downy woodpecker), 2026 nucleotides. It is a transcript of the gene CCDC181, whose product is annotated as coiled-coil domain containing 181. The record is from RefSeq and is a predicted model, not a curated record. The coding region runs from base 197 to 1783 and encodes 528 amino acids. Lineage: Eukaryota; Metazoa; Chordata; Aves; Piciformes; Picidae. Gene Ontology annotation, molecular function: microtubule binding. The transcript is spliced from 6 exons.
GAAUAGGGACAGACCCCCAGUUGCUGUCAAGGAGCUGAAUUCCUACAUUAAUAAUACAGCACAGAGUGCAGUCUGAGGGAGAUGAGAUAAAUACCAGACAUGGAUGGUGGGUGUGUUGUCCUGGGAUGCUGAAGCUGUUUCUUUGUUCCAGUUGAUGCUGAGGGCUGCUGGAGCAUUACUCUGAAACAUCACCAAAAUGAGUGAUGAAAAGGAAGACCAAGGAGAUCCAGCAGACAUGGGUGAUUCAGUAGAAAGUGGAGAAUAUGAGGAUGAUUUUGAAGAAGACCAUGAAUGUCUAACCUCUGAAGAAGAAAAAGAAACUGUUGGUGAAAGAGAGAAUCAUGAAAAAAAUGGAGAGGAUAAUGAAGCACAAAUUGUUACAAUUGUGGACAACUUGGAGGAAAGCAACGAGGAAAUGGAAGAAAAUCCAGAUCAGCCUUCAGAGGCAGAUGUAGAUGCACAAGUGAGACCCUCCAAUGAAGAAAGCUUGGAAUGCAGGCCUGAUAUUAAACAGGGGGACCAUGUAUCUGAUACUGAUAGUGAAAGCUCUAUCCAGGAAUCCAAGAUGGAAAACCAGCAGGAACUGGACGAGGAAGAGGAUGAAGAAAUAAAGCGUUACAUCCUGGAAAAGAUCGAAGAAGCCAACAAAAUGCUGGAGAACCAGGCUCCGGUGGAUCAGAAAAGAGAACGGAAAUUGAAGUUUAAGGAUAAGUUGGUGGAUCUUGAAGUCCCUCCUCUGGAAGAGGCUGAAGCUUGUAAAACUGACCUUGCAAGAGGAGAUGAUGUUUCAAACAGGCUGUCUCGGUUGCACAUUUCUCAUGAAAAGGGAGGGGAAAGCACGUCGCUUUCACCACGCGCUGGCAAGGAUGAGGAAAAGAGAGAUGGUAAAGUCCUCGUGGAAAAAGAUGGGAAGUUUGAACUCUUGAGUUUACGUGAUAUUGAAAGCCAGGGAUUUCUGCCCCCAAUAAGUGUUUCUUUUACUGAUAUUGAAACUCAGCAUGCAUCUCCAAAAUCGUCUCAGUGUGGUCCUUUUGACCCUGCCUCUCGAAUGAGGGAAGUUCCUCCAGCAAGGCCAGGAGCACAUUGCUCUCAAGGUGCAGGCGGAGAAGAGUGUUUGUAUUUCCCUAAGCCUCCGGCUAACCCCAAGCGUCGCCCAAAUUCUGCUGCUGGUGCUGCAAGAGGUGUGGCAAAACGGAAGACUCCACCAAGGGCACAGUCUGCAAAUGUGGCUGUGAGAAGCACCACUUACUGCCUUUCUCCCAGACAGAAAGAGUUGCGCAAGCAGUUGGAACAAAGGAAGGAAAAACUGAGGAAGGAGGAAGAAGAAAGGAAACGGGAACAAGAAGAGCAGAAGAGAAAAGAGAAUGAGAUGGUUUUUAAAGCUUGGUUACAGAAGAAAAAAGAGCAAGUGCAAGAAGAAAAGCGAAGUCGUCGUGCAAAGGAGCUAGAAGACUUGAACAGCAAAGAUAAGAGCAGGAAUCCAGAAGAAGCCUUCAAGUUAUGGCUUAAGAAAAAGCACCAAGAACACAUGAAAGAAAAACAGCUAGAAAUGUUGAGACGCCAAGCUGAGGGAAUCGCACUUUUCCCAAGAACUGAGGAAUGCAACAGAGCCUUCAAAGAGUGGCUAAAAAGAAAGAGAGAAGAAAAACGAGCAGAAGAACUAGCUGCUAAAGAGAGGGUAAGGCAGCUUAGGUUAGAAGCCAGAAGAGCAAAGCAGUUGCAGAACAUCCACUGUAUUAAUUCAGAGCCCAAAUCCUUUCGCUUCACAGACCAUUACAGUUGAAAGUUUGACGUAAGCAUAAUGCUCUUUGUGACAACCCCCUUCAUUGUCAUGGCUUGAGCUUUCACUCCUUUUGCAGCAACUGACUUUUUGUGGUGUUUUUAAAGCUUUUAAUCAAGUUCAACGAUUACUUUCACUGACAAUGGUUUUACUAUCUAUUUAUUUGCAGUUCUGUUGACAAGCCUGCUUUUAUGUAUAACUCAGGGAUCUUCUUAGUUUGACCAAAUCAAAACGCGUGCGAGAUCU